Solanum stenotomum is the source of this 739-nucleotide messenger RNA. Its product is annotated as thionin-like protein 2. The record is from RefSeq and is a predicted model, not a curated record. Lineage: Eukaryota; Viridiplantae; Streptophyta; Magnoliopsida; Solanales; Solanaceae. Bases 135 to 506 code for a protein of 123 amino acids. The transcript is spliced from 2 exons.
AACACUAAAGGGAAUAUGUUGUUCUUUUGUCUCAUUGCUCAUUAUAUAUAUAUGAGGCCACUAGUUGUUGAGUACUUCCAUAAACCUUUUUCAAGUUCUCCAUAGGCUAAAAGUUUAUAGUUAAAACAGAGAAUAUGGAGUCAAUGAAGUUAAGGGCACUUGCUAUGGCCUUAAUGUUUUUGGGAAUUUUUGUAGGGCAGUUAAGUGCUGCCUUCACUGACUGUUACACUAGAUGUUUCAUUUUCUGCAUGAUUGAUCCUUCUGAGACAGUAUGCAAAUGCACUACUAAAUGCUUAAAGCAAUGCAUUUUCAAUUCAGAUUCUGAUUCUGGUUCUGUUUCUACCAAUAAUGUCCACAACAAAAUAGACAGUAGCAACCUUAAGUUCUGUAAAUUGGGCUGUGCCUUGUCUGCUUGCUCCACUCUCAGCAAAAAACAUCAACCAAAUGGUGAAAAGAUGGAUGGCUGUGUUGGAUCUUGCUCAAAGAACUGCACCAAGAGCUACUGAUGGCCAUAAAAGUGGCAUUAUUAGUGGGGUUUUAUUAUCCCUCUUUUUAUCUUUAUGAUUUCUCUUAUUCUCCUUUCUUGUUUUUUUUCUUCUCUCCCUUUUUUUUUUCCAAAUUAAGGAUGGAAAAUCAUCAGCAGAAUGUAGGUCUUGUACCCUAGUAAGAGCUUCCAAAGUGGGUAUGUUAUGUAUCAGUAUUCACCUACUCAUAUAACAAUCCAUUUGUGAUUUAUCUA